Messenger RNA from Strongyloides ratti, 372 nucleotides. RefSeq lists its product as hypothetical. The coding region runs from base 1 to 372 and encodes 123 amino acids. The record is from RefSeq and is a predicted model, not a curated record. The transcript has a single exon. NCBI's taxonomy places the organism in Eukaryota, Metazoa, Nematoda, Chromadorea, Rhabditida, Strongyloididae.
AUGAAUUAUUUUAUUAUUUUAUUCAGCAUUUUAAAGGUUUUUGUAUAUUCAAGAAAUGUUUACCAUCAAAAAGGAAUAUAUUAUCCUAAUGGAAUAUAUUAUCCUAAUGAAAGAUAUUAUAAUUAUCAAACUUAUAAUAAUAAUAAUCAAAAUUAUUAUAGACAACAAAAUUAUUAUCCAAAACAAUAUAUUUAUCAAAAUACUCCAAAUCAACAAUAUACCAAUUAUUACAAUCCAACAUUAGUAAAUACUAGAGGGUUGAAUUUUAAAAGAGGUUAUGUUCCUUUUAAUCAAAUGAAAAUAGGGGAAGCUUAUGGAGAUGAUUUAGCACAAUAUUGGAUUAUAUGCCACACAUGUCCUAAAGGAAAGUAA